AUGUCCGAAACAUCAGCUGACCCCCACGAUUCCACACGAGGGUUCUUCUUCGCCCACUUCGGUUGGCUCAUGAUGAAGAAACAUCCCCAUGUCAUUGAGGAGGGCAAGAAGGUCGACAUGAGUGAUAUAACCGGCGAUCCCAUACUCUCUUUUUAUAAUAAACACUUCAUGUUCUUCAAAAUAUUCUGCUGCUUUUACCUUCCAACUAUGGUACCGGUAUGGUUUUAUGGUGAAGAGUUGUACAUCGCAUUUUUGGCUACUCUCUUACGAUUCCUUUAUUCGACGAACAUAACAUCCAGCGUGAACAGUUUUGCACAUCUGUAUGGAAUGAGGCCUUAUAACAAGCAUAUAUCACCAGUGCAAAACAUCGGUGUUUCCAUUCUCGCAUACGGCGAAGGCUGGCACAACUACCACCAUGCAUUCCCCUGGGAUUACAAAUCCGCUGAGUUGCCAUAUUUCAUUAACUUCAGUACUCUUUUUCUCGAUGUUGCAGCCUAUCUGGGACUUGCGUAUGAUUUGAAAACGGCAUCUCCUUCACUUAUCGAUGCUGUCGCUCAAAGAAUGGGAGAUAAUAGCCGAAAGCAUCGCAAGAAAGAGAUUUAA
Messenger RNA from Leptosia nina, 603 nucleotides. The record is from the annotation of a GenBank genome assembly. NCBI's taxonomy places the organism in Eukaryota, Metazoa, Arthropoda, Insecta, Lepidoptera, Pieridae.